This is a messenger RNA of Salvelinus sp. IW2-2015, 3909 nucleotides long. The record is from RefSeq and is a predicted model, not a curated record. NCBI's taxonomy places the organism in Eukaryota, Metazoa, Chordata, Actinopteri, Salmoniformes, Salmonidae.
AUGUCGGGAGAUAUGUGGAAACUGGCCACUAGGGGCAACAGUGAGCGCUGUGACCUUCAAAACUGCGCAGAGGCCUCCUUCCUUCCCAAUGACCUGAAGCAGUCAUCACCAAGUCUGGACGCAAGAUCAAAGCAGAGGAGACAUGUCGCGCUCGGCUUCGGAGGAGGAGGAACAAGGAAGCAGCGAAACUCCUCCCCACUGGAAGGAGGAAAUGCAGAGAACAAGACCUACCAGCCACCCAGCGAAGAGAGAUGGAGCCGAGGAGAGAAAUGGGAGGGAGACCGCACCAGGAGUGACUCCCCAUGGUCCCAGUCCCCGGAGUGCUCCUCAGGCCACAGCUCUGACCGCUCCAGCCAGCACCGCAAACACAGGAAGGAGAAGAAGAAAGCCAAGCGCAAGAAGGCCAAGAAACGCAAACAUGCCAAGAGACAAAAAAAGGAGUCCACCAAGAGCAAAGAGCCAAAACAGUCGCCCGUCCGAGAGGGUCAGGGGUCAAAUCCUGGUGAUAUUGAGAGAAGGUCCCUCUCCGUGUCCCGGACCCCUUCCGCCCACAGACGCUCCCCCAGGAAGCAGUGCUCCGGGUCGGGCAAGCGGCGUCACUCCUCCCCUUCAUCCAGAGACUCCAGUUCCUACACACCUAGCCGCUCCAGAUCCAGGGGCAGGUCUAUGUCUUACUCCCAGUCCAGGAGUCUGUCUCACUCCAGAAGCAGGUCUCUAUCCAUGUCAAGGUCCACAUCCAGGUCUCGAUCCAGAUCCCGGUACAGAUCCAGGUCCAGGUCUUUGUCCCGGCUCAGGAGGAGAAAGGCAACCAGAUCCUCCAAGAAGCCCAAGAUGGCUGACGUCAGCAGGCUAAAGCCAGACGCCGCAGGGGCAGUGAAGGGUGUAGAGACCAAAGGCACAGCCCUCCCUGCCACCCCAGCCCCUGAGAACGCCCCUGUCAUACCCAUGAGUGACAGUCCCCCUCCCUCACGCUGGAAGCCCGGCCAGAAACCAUGGAAACCCUCCUACGUCCGAGUCCAGGAGGUCAAGACCAAGACGACCCCGGCCUGCCUGUCCCCCAUAGGCCCCACAGCCCCCAGUACAUCUGAGACCCACCCAGAGAACUCCCACCUGGAAAAGAGCCGUGGCUCUAAGAGCCACAGACACCAGAGAAGAUCACCCAGCGGCUCCUACAGGAGCAGGUCCUACAGCCGGUCUCACAGUCACUCCAGGAGUCACUCCAGGAGUCACUCACGGUCCAGGAUACGGUCACCAGGUCACUACUACAGCAGAUCCUCCUCCUACAGCAGGUCAGACUCAUAUGACUCUCACAAGAGAGGCCUAGACAAGACUUUAGACAAGACUAUAGACAAGGGCUGGAAGCAGUACUACAACUCUCUGAAGCGGAUCAAGAACCUGGAUAAGUACCUCAAAGCGCCUGACUCCCAGAUCAACAUGUUUUCAUCUGACUCUGAGGACGGAACAGCCAGCGAACACAGUCCUGGGCCCAGGCAGAAUGGCUCCAAGGGACCGAAGCUCUUUGGCACCUUAUCAGAAGACCAACGUCGUCAGGAAACGGAAGCAAAAAGUCUGAAACCAAACCAAAAGUCCUUGGAGGAACCCAGCAGUAGGUCAGAGUGGGACAGUGACGGGGAUAAACUAGGCAGAAAGACCAGCCUGGUGAACAACCAGAAGCCUGAUGUUAGGUCAGCAGAGAUUCCUGACCAGAGACUAGCAGCUCUCGCUGGGUGGGACUCUGAGAGCGACUCUGAGAAGGUGCUGCCCAAGAUGGCCACCACCGAGCCCAAGGUCUUCCUGUCAGAGAAGGAGGAGGGCGAGGCCAGCUCCGAGUCAGAACACGAACACCAUGUGCGGUCACACAGCAAGAUGAACAAAGCCCCUGGAACCUCUGUGUUGCUGCUUCCUGCACCUGUACAUAAUGCCACCCCAUUGGAGGGGAGCCCUGAGAAGGGCCCCGAGGCAGAGAGACACAAGAGCAGGAAGAAGAACAAACGUAAACACAAACACAAGAGGAGGAGCUCUGCCAAGUCUGGCUCCCACAGGUCAAAGGUCAAGUCGAAGCGGUCCAAGAGGAAACACCAGAAGCUGAAGGAGACAUUCCACUGGCAGCCGCCAAUGGAGUUUGGAGAGGAAGAGGAGGAGGAUGAGUCCCAGAAAGAAAAACGUCUGGAGCAAAAACAUGCUGCUGUAAAGGAUAGUCCUCAGAGAGCUGUCAGGGGAAGACCUGGCAAAUCCCCACGUCUGGAAAAGGAGGACAAGGAAAGUCCUGCUUCACCCAACAGAAACAGUUCAGUACAGCCAACGCCUCACAGCGUGGAAGAUGCAGCAGAGAUGACCAAAGAACUGAAAGCUAAACCAACUGCCAACUCAAACCCAAAACACACAAAACCUCAGGACCUCACUGCUAACCUGCCAAAGAUGGAUCAGCCAGAGAUGGUAGACGAUAUGGAAAUCUGCACCCCAGAACAUGACCUCCCUGACCCCACUACCGAGCCACCAGGCCAACAGGCACCAGAUAUCAGUCUGAAAACACUGUCUCCUCUGAGUCGCUCCUUAAAGAAGGGAGACGUGCUUCUCUCACCUGUUAAAGAUCCACAGUGUACAGCCUCUCUGCCAGCUGUGAUGCUAGCUAGUGUCGAGCAGCAGGAAACUGCAGCAGGCAGAGCCGCUGGUCCUCCUGUCGACCCCAAAUGGAAGCCUCUAAAGGGGAUGGCUGCUCUGCAAGCCCUGAACCCAAACCCCUCCUCCAUGGCUCAUCUGCUCCCCACCAGACUCCCGGAGCACAGUGGGUCCCGGACCCAGCCCCAGGAAGGCAUCAGGCCCCAGGGUAGCAGGACCCAGAGCCAAGGCGGGAGGACCCAGGGGGGAGUCAGCAUCCAGAUCAAGAGCCAGAGCCGGGUGCGUCCGGGGUCGCUUUUCGACGAGGUACGGAAGACGGCCAGACUGAACCAAAGGCCCAGGAACCAGGACAGCAGUUCCAGUGAGGAGAGGUCUGCAGCUGGAACCGGGGGAGGGGCCACGGAGGAGAAGCGGGGCAGCAGGAGGUCCCGGUCGGGGUCUAGCCAUUCCCACAGGUCCCGGUCCAGAGGAAGAUCCCCCUCCUCCAGCCGCUCCAGGAAUAGAUCACGCUCCUCCAGCUACUCCUCCAGGAGUCGGAGCAGGAGUAGGAGGAGGUAUCCCAGAGGGCGCUCCCGGUCCCGCAGCAUCACCUACCGCAGCUACAACAGUCAUAGUCGGACCUAUAGUAGAAGUAAUUCCAGAAGCCGUUCCCAUGAUCGACGCAGGAGAUCCAGGUCUGACUCCUAUGACACUUCCUCCAGUCGGAGUCAUAGCCGCAGCUCCAGCAGGAGACGUGGGAGAAGGAGUGAUAGCUACAGGAGCUCCAGGUCCUACCACUCCUCUAGUCGCAGCUCCUCCGACACUGGAGUCACAGUGGAAGAUACAGCUGAUCUGGACCAUGUCUGUUACCGUUCUGUCCUGAUGACUCAUGAGUCUGUCCUGAUGACUCAUGAGUCUGUCCUGAUGACUCAUGAGUCUGUCCUGAUGACUCAUGAGUCUGUCCUGAUGACUCAUGAGUCUGUCCUGAUGAUCAUGAGUCUUUCUGAUGACUCAUGUCUGUCCUGAUGACUCAUGAGUCUGUCUCUGUCCUGAUGACUCAUGAGUCUGUCUCUGUCCUGAUGACUCAUGAGUCUGUUCGUCCUGAUGAGUCAUGAGUGUCUUGGUCCUGAUGAUUCAUGAGGUGCUUGGUCCUGAUGAUUCAUGAGUCUGUCUCUGUCCUGAUGAUUCAUGAGUGUCUUGGUCCUGAUGAUUCAUGAGUCUGUUUCUGUCCUGAUGAUUCAUGUGGGCUGAUCUGGUUCAUGAUUCAUGUGGGUCUAUACAGCUAUCAUGCCUACUCCCUGUCACUCAGUG